This is a messenger RNA of Scleropages formosus (Asian bonytongue), 849 nucleotides long. RefSeq names its product complement C1q-like protein 2. The transcript has 4 exons. Gene Ontology annotation, molecular function: protein binding. NCBI's taxonomy places the organism in Eukaryota, Metazoa, Chordata, Actinopteri, Osteoglossiformes, Osteoglossidae. The record is from RefSeq and is a predicted model, not a curated record. The coding region runs from base 47 to 715 and encodes 222 amino acids.
AGAGACCUGGCUUCUUCUCUCAGUGGCUCCAGAAGGAACUGGAAAGAUGGUUGUGCUCCACUUGCUCGUUGUCUGUCUCUGUGCGGGACCGGUGCUGGUCCGAAGUGACGAUGUGGACCUUGGCAUCAUGCUGAGUCUAAUGGAGUCAAGGCUGAACGCCACCGAGGUCCAUGUGAAGGAACUGUCCCAAAAGGGUGAAGCACAAGCGCUGCAGAUCAGAGACCUAGAAGCCAAGCUGAAUGAGACCACUAAAGAACUGAAUGCACAGAUGUUCACCGUGUUUUCCCUGAAAAAACAAAUUAAAGACCAACCAAAGGUGGCGUUCUCAGCCUCAUUAGGAGGCAACGGAGCCAGAGGACCCUUUCUCCACAGCAAAGUCCUGGUGUACAGGGAUGUCAUUACCAACAUUGGCAAAGCUUACAACCCUGAAACAGGAAUCUUCACCGUGCCAGUCAAGGGCGUGUACUACAUCCGAUUCACGGCCAACGCCGAGACGGACCACUUGAUGAGCUCAGUGCUGUACAAGAAUGAUGAGCUGAUGCUGAUCGUGCACGAGCAGCCGUCCGGUGCCGGAAGCGACACGGCUUCCAACGGCGCCACCUUCCUGCUGGAAGAGGGAGACAAACUCUACAUGAGCCUGUGGGCCGAUACGCACAUCUGGGACAACGCCAACCGCCACAGCACCUUCAGCGGCUUCCUGCUCUUCCCCAUGUGAAGAGUAAAAGCUGCAGUGGAGCCACCGCCAGGCAGACGGCAGCAUUUCCAUAUCAAACAAUUAUCUAACUGAUAACAAACAUAGUCUAUCAAGGUAUUUCUGAUAGUUGUGGAAAUAAACCUCUUUGACUCUAA